AUACUGAGUCAGCCGACUAACAGCAGACGACGGCUACUGCGCGUGCUGAAAAAAGAUGGACGUUUACAUGGUAUAACAUCUGAAAGAGUCGCAUCAAACUGGACAAUAAAAGCUGAAAAAUGUAAAUAUUGCAGGCCACGUGUGCAUGUGCUGGUUUGACCUUUAAGCAGAUGGCAGCACAAAUAUAUUCCAAUGAAUCUUCCGUUGAAGUCCAGACUAUUAAAUGACCCAGACACACAGGAACUGAUUCAGUGUUUACCACAAAUACAGACUCAGUUGUGUCAGAGUCAACAAGAUGCUGUUUUCCUAAGGAAGUUCUUCAGAGGAAGAGAUAUACAAGUUAUAAUGAAGGUAAGCAGAAGAGACGUAUUUAAGUUCUUCAGAGGAAGAGAUAUACAAGUUAUAAUGAAGCUCUAUAGAAGGCUUUGUCUUGUUACUGCACAACGACUGAGACCUGUUACUAAAUCAAGUGUCGCCUUGGCAGCAAAUACAUAUUGCGUACUAAGACAUUACAAAGAGCAAACAGAAGCAGAAGAGUUACUUAAUCUUCUUUCUAAGCCUCAUAUGCAGGCAUUACUGUAUUCCCAUGACAACAUUGCGCUCAAAGAAUAUGAACCAGAUAUAAGUAGUCUGGCUAGAACACCAGACAAAGAGGAAGAAACAAUCAAACUGGUACAACUGGUCAAAAGUAACGAGCCUUUGGGUAUAACACUUCAGCUGAAUGACGUCACAGGGGGAAUAGAAAUCGCUCGGAUUUUACAUGGUGGUGCUGCACACAGAAGUGGUCUUAUCAACGUUGGAGAUGAGGUAAAGGAAAUUAAUGGAAUAACAUUCCAUGGAAGAGAUCCAAAGGAUAUGACACAAAUUUUGUCUGAGUUACAAGGAGCAGUAUCAAUGAAGCUUGGUACAAGAACAAGACUAGCUAAGAAUCAACGAAGCAGCAGUACAAAAGUCCGAGCACUGUUUGAUUACAAUCCGUUUGAUGAUCAAAUGAUACCUUGCCCCCACGCGGGACUGUCUUUCCAGAAAGGCGAUAUUUUAUAUAUUGUGUCACAAGAAGAUCCUCUCUGGUGGCAAGCAAAGAGAGCAGGAGAAACAAGAGCAGGUCUUAUUCCAGCAAGACUCUUACAAGAAAGGAGAGAAAUUCUCAAGAAUGCUGAGAACGUCGAGGAGGAAAGCAAUCGCAGGGGAGCACGAUCGAUAAGUCCGUGCAGGAUAAGUCCAAAGAGUGUCCGAUCGAGGCGAGUCAGGAAGAUGAUGUAUCAUGCUGUCCUAAACUCCGAUUUUGACCUGGGAGAGAUACCUACCUAUGAAGAUGUUGAACUUCUACCUCCUAAUCCUAUACAUAAACGUCCUUUGGUGCUAAUUGGUGCUCCUAAAGUUGGAAGGAACGAGUUGAAACGAAGACUUAUGGUGUCCAAUCCGGGACAUUUUGAGGAUGUUGUACCAUUUACAUCUCGUCCAAAGAAAGCUACAGAGUUAGAUGGUGUAGAAUACCACUUUAUAACCAGGGAUGAGAUGGAAAGUGCACUCGUAGCACACAGAUUCAUUGAGCAUGGCGAAUUCAAAGGAAACUUAUACGGAACGAGAAAAGAUUCAAUUCUGUCUGUGAUAAACUCAGGGAAGGUGUGUGUUCUAACACCAAAUUCUCAGGCAUUAAGGUUUUUAAGAACUGCUGAAAUAAAGCCUUAUGUGAUUUUCAUAAAAUCUCCGUCAUUCCAGCAGAUACAGAGAACAAGACAAAGACACAAUGCUGUCUUCGUAUUUGAAGGGAAUGCACGUCCGUUUACGUCUUCUGAUUUCGACGACAUAGUACAGACUUCAAUGAAGCUAGAACAGAAGUAUGGUCACCUAUUUGACUCUGUUAUCAUAAACGAAAAUUUGACUAAAGCAGCAUCUGAACUGAUCACGAUAGCUAAACUUGCCGAAACAAAGUCACACUGGGUCCCAGUGUCAUGGGUAUGAAAAGCGGGAUGAUGAAACUGUAUCAAUUAUUUGUUUAAAGCGUAGAAGAAAUGUACAGAAAGUGAAGUUCAGACAUUGCUUGAAAUCUUCAAAGAAGAGAAAGGUUGUUAAUGAAUAAAAAAUGGCAAUGUAUGACGAUUUAAGCAUACUAAAGAUGCAGCCUUUAAAACUUCCUUCAGAAUUUCUUGUUUUUGAAUGAUUCUGAAUUUUUUCUUUAUAAGGACGGUAACAUAUUUUAAUUGUUCAAGAAUGUUCAGAAUUAUAGUCAGAUAUUCUUUUAUGCAAACAAAAAAUAACCUAACAUUUAAAAGGUUGUGAAAUGUUUAAAUCAAGCUAUUCUGUAACAAAAUUGUGUUUUUAUGAAUAAUUUUAUAAAGGAUUAAACACC
Messenger RNA from Mytilus trossulus (common blue mussel), 2353 nucleotides. Its product is annotated as MAGUK p55 subfamily member 7-like. The transcript has 17 exons. The record is from RefSeq and is a predicted model, not a curated record. Gene Ontology annotation, molecular function: protein binding. NCBI's taxonomy places the organism in Eukaryota, Metazoa, Mollusca, Bivalvia, Mytilida, Mytilidae. Gene Ontology annotation, cellular component: plasma membrane; cell-cell junction. Bases 193 to 1965 code for a protein of 590 amino acids.